CUAUGGCGUCGGAAACGUGCUCUAAAAGAUGAGCCAGGACAUACCUCUAGCUUCAUCAGCAUUCCGAAGCAGGAUACUUUCUGGUAUAUAAGAUCCUGAACAUUUGUUCGCAGCACUUUCACUCCAUACAACCUUCACUGAUUAAGUCUUUCCUUCAUCAACCAAAACUUAACAAUCAUGGGAUUCUACGGGCUGAUGCCAGCAGACAAGCUCUCAGCUGUCUACAAUUCCAAGACGAAAAUCCUUACUCUCACUGGAUCUGGAAAGCAUGCUCAGGAGUCUACUACUUCCAUCGGAUUCACUCAACAAACUUUGUACGGCGGCAUGCUAUUCGACUUCGGAGGGUGGACUGGUCCUCUCAUAGACCCUCCGACUUAUUUCGACUAUACCAGAUCGUCCCAUAUUCCCAUGGUGCUCCCUAACCCAGCCUAUCCCACCAACGGGCUUACAAUUAAAACUUCAAAUCAUCCAGAGGGAAUAUCCGUCGAGAUCGUGUUCAAAGGCACACCAGACGAAGCUGCACCAGCACCCGCCGCCACCUCAGGAACUGAUGAACCAGGACACACUGUCCAAUACGGCCCUUUCGCUGCCUACGACUCCCUCCCUUUCGCUGUCACGCAGGUCAUCUCCGGGCCAGUGUUUAUCAAGUACGACGAGACUCUGCUGAAUCUGAAAUCAGCUAUGGUCGCAAAUACGCCACAUCCUCCUGGAGUUCGCGUUCCGGAGACUACAAGCAUCAUCUGGACCUUCGUGCCGAUCGUGAAUAGCGGGAAGACUGAGGUUGUUGUCACGUAUGAGGUUGGUUCAGAGACGGUGGUUGCAGUGUGGAGCUAUGAUAUUUACAAGCCUUGA
This is a messenger RNA of Mollisia scopiformis, 852 nucleotides long. RefSeq lists its product as uncharacterized. The coding region runs from base 178 to 852 and encodes 224 amino acids. The transcript is spliced from 2 exons. NCBI's taxonomy places the organism in Eukaryota, Fungi, Ascomycota, Leotiomycetes, Helotiales, Mollisiaceae. The record is from RefSeq and is a predicted model, not a curated record.